AUGGACCAGCGCAAGGUGGGAGCCGCGUGCGACAUUUGCCACCGGCGAAAAAUCAAGUGCGAUAUUGGUACCACCGGGACGCCGUGCAGCAAGUGCAAGGAGCUGAAAGUGGAGUCCCAGUGCGUGCUUCACAAGCGCAGAAAGAAGACCGACGGCAUGACGUAUUUUGUGACCCAGGACAAGUUUCUGAACGUGAUCAAGUUCUCGCCCAAGAAAUACAUGCGCUCGGCGGCCCAGACAGAGAGCCGUGCCGUCAACAUGGCCUACUACCCCGCCGUGAACGAGCUGGCGUCCAAGUUCUACAAAAACGUCGUGGGAUAUGAAACGGAACUCGACGACCUGGAUUUGCAGUACAUGACACAGCUCGGGUGCUUCAAUCUGCCAGACAAGGUCACCUGCUGGAAGCUGUUCAACUACUUCUUCAAGAACAUGAACAAGUGCCUGCUGAUCCUGGACUACGGCAGGUUCAUCAGAGACCACCAGAAAUUGGACGAGGUGCCGUCGUUGGUGCUGGUGCAGGCGCUGCUCUGCGUCGGCUCGAUUCUGGCAAAGGCGGACCUCGCAACGGAACACGAGCGCGACACGUACGACAAGUACACGGCCGUGUUCUACAAGAGAACCAAGGCGCUUGUGGAGGCGUCUGUGGAGCAGGACCCGAUCGCGCUCGUGCAAACGUACAUGGUGCUCUCGUGCAUCUCGGAGAUGACCAAGUACGCGAUGGGGACCAGCGGGCGCACGUGGCUGCGCAUGGCGCACCAGGUCGCCCAGGACAACCGGUUCUACCAGGAACAGCCGCGGCUGCCGCAGUACAAGCGCAACAUGUACCGCCGGCUGUGGUGGAUCAUCUACGCACGUGACCGCAUGUUUGUGUUCUGGCACGGCGGCUCGUGUCUGGUGUCGAAGAGCGAGACGGCGAUUUCGAAGGACUCGCAGGACCUGUUUGCGCUGGACGAGUUCGAGCACGAGAGCCACGACUACUUCCGCAGUCUGAUCAAGAUUGGCGAGCUCAUCGAUAUUACGUCAUCAAACGACAACUCCGCGGACGGGAUUUUGCUGUGGAAGGACGUGGACCAGUGCGACGCGCUGGUGACUAAGUGGUUCGAGAGUCUUCCGGCGCAUCUGGUGUUCAGGCUGGACGAUCCGGGGUCGCAGACGGGCCAUUCGGUGCUGAUCACGAUGUACUACUACCUGCUGCUACUGACGAUCCACCGAGUGAAUCUUUUGCGCGAGUACAAGAAACUGGCCGCUCAUCGCAGGGACAAGGAAUCGUUGCAGAGCGUCCCGUCGUGGGGGCUGACUUUCCACUGUGCGUUCAUGAUUUCGCAGAUCUCGGGCCGGUGGCUCAAGGACAACAAUUAUGCUCCGUGUCCGAAUAUAUACAUGCAGUGCGUUUUUUCGAGCUCGUUCACGAUGCUGUGCCAGCUGCUGAACAAAGACGCGACGAUCGCGAAGAUGGCGGACGAGUGUAUCCAGCUGAACCUGCUUUCUAUGCAGGAGUACGGCAAACAGUAUCUGCAAGGCCAGAUGGCACACUAUGUGGUGAGCCAGGUGUACCACGACAAGAAGAAGCGGCUGAAGCUGUUGCGGUCCUCGUUUGAGGUGAGCGACGCGAGCGACACGUUCCCGGACCGGCUGAACGACGAGAUCAGCGCGCGGAUCGAGCACAAGCUGGAGGCGCGGUCGUUCGAGGGCGCAGACGACCAGCUGGAGAAGGAUCGGCGCGAGCUGAAGAAUUUCCUGCCGUUCCAGCUGUACCAGAAGAACUAUGCGCCGUUCAUUCCGCGCAAGCUGGCCAAAUACUCAACCGACGACGGCACACGGCCCGUGGUGGACCCUGCCACCAACUCGUUGCAGCACUUCCCGGAAACACAGCCAAGCGUGGGCAGCGAGUCUGUCUCAGACAGCUCGCAGGACAGCGUCAGCGAGUGGCUUGCGCAUAUCAGCAACCCGACGGAAAUGGCCAACGUCAGAGACUCAGACUUCGUCAAACAUUUCACGUUCAGUGCCGACCCGACGGCAGAGACGAACAUGCCCUUUGAGCUCGACGGGAUGCCCCGAAUGCAGGACUUUGCCGACGUAAUGCACAUGCCGGUGCCGGGUCUUGUCGACGGCAACUAUAUGGGCGGUGCUGCCACGGUGCCUGAUUUCGACCAGCUGCUCAAAGGCCUGUAG
Molecule: messenger RNA, 2172 nt
Organism: Ogataea angusta
Lineage: Eukaryota; Fungi; Ascomycota; Pichiomycetes; Pichiales; Pichiaceae
Exons: 1
Coding region: 1-2172 (723 amino acids)
Biological process (GO): DNA-templated transcription; regulation of DNA-templated transcription
Molecular function (GO): DNA binding; DNA-binding transcription factor activity, RNA polymerase II-specific; zinc ion binding
Source: RefSeq, a predicted model, not a curated record